Molecule: messenger RNA, 939 nt
Organism: Chondrus crispus (carragheen)
Lineage: Eukaryota; Rhodophyta; Florideophyceae; Gigartinales; Gigartinaceae
Exons: 1
Coding region: 1-939 (312 amino acids)
Molecular function (GO): asparaginase activity
Source: RefSeq, a predicted model, not a curated record
AUGCCCACCCAGACACCCAUCGCCCCAUCCAUAAUCGUCCACGGCGGCGCAUGGGCAAUCCCCGCUUCUCAAACCGUCGCCUCGCGCGAAGGUGUGGAAGCCGCCGCCUCCCUAGGCUACGACCUGCUCAACUCGGGCGCAUCGGCACUGGACGCCGUCGAGGCUGCGGUCCGCGCCUUGGAGGACAACCCCGUCUUCGAUGCCGGCGUCGGCUCAUGCCUCAAUUCCGCCGGUGGUGUCGAGAUGGACGCUGCCAUCAUGACUGAUUCCGUCGAAGCCACAAUUCGAUUUGGAGCCGUCGCCGCCCUGUCGAACGCCUGCAACCCGAUCUCGGUCGCCCGCGCCGUCAUGGAACGCACCCCGCAUUGCUUGCUCGUCGGGGAGGGCGCGGAUGCCUUCGCAAAGGAAGUUGGCGCGGAAGGGGCCAGCGUGGAGGAGCUUGUGACCCCAGCCGCGGUGGAGGAGUGGCAGAGGUUCAAGCGCUACUCUGCAGCAGUGAAUGAUCUGUUUAAUUCGGGGCACGACACUGUCGGGGCUGUAGUUCGGGAUGCAAACGGCACGCUAGCGUGUGCGACGAGCACAGGUGGAAUUACGUACAAAAGGGUAGGAAGGGUCGGGGACAGUCCAAUUAUUGGAGCAGGGCUGUUUUGUGAAGAUGGCGUUGGAGCUUGCUCGACGACUGGGCAUGGGGAGAGUAUUCUCAAGGUCGGUCUUGCUAGGACCGCCUUGUUGUUCAUGGAAAGCAGAUCUCCGGGUCAGGCUGCUGAGGUGGCUCUCGCGAAAAUGAAAAAGCGGACGGGAGGGUGUGGGGGGAUUGUUUUGCUGGACAACAACGGAGAGUGGAGCGCUGACUUCACAACGACUAAAAUGGCAUGGGCUGCCGUUGGGAAAGAUGGUGUUCUCAAGUCGGGUAUUGAUCGCGAGCAUCUGAAGCUGUAG